ACAGCAGCAGCAAUGAUACGAGAGCUCUGUUCCCAUGCUGGAGCGCAUGAACCCUGGAAGCCCUGCCGCAUCUCCUGGCCUGUGACAUGCGACGAGCGAGCUCUGCAGCCGGAAUGUCGCUGCCAUGCCCUUUACUCGCUAACUCUGCUCCGUAUAUGUCGACGGGCAACUCAAUUCGCAGCCAGGCAUUAGGCCUUAUCCACCUCUACUAUAUGGCCGGAAAUAUCGAUUCCAUCUCGUGCCGUAUUACCAUGGCCACGUUUUUCAACCGCUACUGUCCGCCUUGCCCGUUGCGGCUCGUUCAGCGAAGCAAUGGAUCCGUGCUAGCCAUAGGCCCUGCUGCUUCUAGGACGAAUACUGAUCUAUUGGUAUCAUAGUAUCAAAACCAGCCUCAUCAAUGGGCUUACAGACGAAGCCCC
Trichoderma harzianum CBS 226.95 is the source of this 419-nucleotide messenger RNA. RefSeq lists its product as hypothetical. The record is from RefSeq and is a predicted model, not a curated record. Bases 87 to 377 code for a protein of 96 amino acids. The transcript has a single exon. NCBI's taxonomy places the organism in Eukaryota, Fungi, Ascomycota, Sordariomycetes, Hypocreales, Hypocreaceae.